AUGUCGCCAACGCCUGCGGAAAGAGGUGCCCGAUAUGCGCCGGUGGGCAGGAGGACGUCCACGAGAUUGGCCCAGCGCAGCCAGCCCUCGCAAUACCGGAAUCUCGAUGACAGCUCUGAUGAUGAAGUGCUCAGUCCUAUGAAGCUGAGCGCCAUCACCAAAGCAUUACUCGGCGGCGGUCACGUUUCCGAUGCGUCAUCGACCAACGCGCCUGCACCUACUGCGCGGCGCUCAUCAAUUCCAACUCCGUCCCGAUCAAGCAACGGGGACCAGGGGUACCUGCGGAAGAGAACUCAGGAACCCGACAACGCACCUACCUCGAAACCACCAACAUCGGCCAGCCGACCCCAGUCGCGGAAUGCUUCGAGAAGGAGCUCUAUCCCCGCGCUUGGUCAGACAGCAUCCAGGGACCAGGGGUCUCCGGUGCAAGGCGCCCGUGCGACUCGCCAGUCACGGAGGGAGAGCAAUCUUUCUCCUAAACAGGCAUCUCCGGUCGGCAGUCGAGAUAACAGCCCCGCCCCCAGGAAGCGGGUUGUCCGUCUCAAUGCUCCCCCCUCGGCCAACGGUGCAAAUGGAAGUCGCCGAAAUAGUCUGCGGAACUCGUUUUCAUCGUCCACCCGAGCGAAAAGACCAGAUAGCGCAGAGGGCCACAGAACAAAGACCGCUUCUUCCCCUGUUGUACAACAAGACCGCUCAGCCAAGACGCCGGUGCUGCCGGUGAGGACGGUCAGGAUUGCCGUCGGGUCAUCGGGGCAGAAACCAGCGUCUGGGAGCUCGUCUGAUACACGUCCCAAGUACUCCACGCAAUACGCUGAAGUCGAGGGUCGAAACGCUGCUGGAGCCCCAGCUGCGCCCUCCGCCGCCGUGGCCCCGCAGGCUUCGUUGAGGGUGAAGCGAGUUGGAAAAACCCCUGGGAGCUUCCUAUCUGGCCCUGCUCGGCGUGGUCGUCGAAGGCAAAGUGAAGAAGAUGGGGAUGGUCAGUUUGAGGCGGAUGGGUUUGGCUUGGGCCAGGAUAUCGGAAGCCAACAAGCUGAAUCGAGACAGCAGGAAGAGGCUCCAGUUCCCGCUGCCUCCGACUACGCUGAUUUUGCCGCCUCGGGAAGUCCCGUCAGCGCCAGAGAUUCCGCCCGAGACUCUGCUCGAGCCGCUCUUCGCAGGCAUAAAUCUACCUCCCUUCGGGUAUCCAAUCCCCCUCCCUCGGCCUCAAGCCACAGGGGUUCGAACGCAGUCGCGCCCACCAACCCGGGAGCCGUUGAAUCCCACCAAAAAGCCUUUGUCGCCCCAAACAACCACAUCCUCACCGCGAGGUCACAUAACGUCGCUCAGAGACCUGCGCCGCCCCCGCCGCCGAAGAUGUCGGUUGUCGAAACAGCCACUGCUGCAGCCGGCGCCUCCACAGCUGUCCAGUCUAACAAGAAGAGACAAUUCUUGCUUCGUGUCAACGGCAAGACUUACACGAGGAUCGACUCCCUCGGUCGAGGCGGGUCCGGUAAGGUCUACCGCGUCUCGGCCGAAAACGGGAAGCUUCUUGCCCUGAAGCGGGUAUCGCUCGAAAACCUGGACGACAGAACCAUCAAAGGGUACCAUGGCGAGAUCGACCUAUUACAACGGCUAACUGGAGUCAACCGCGUUGCUCAACUCAUUGACCAUGAAUUCAACGCCGAAAAGAAAAAUGCUCAGCCUGGUGUUGGAGGCUGGCCCAAACACUUCAAGCUCGGCAAAGCCAGCGACAUAUGGAGCCUGGGCUGUAUCCUGUAUCAGAUGGUCUACGGGCAGUGCCCGUUUGCGAAAAUCGUCAACAUGAUGGCCCGAGUGAACGCGAUCAAGGACUGGGCUCAUCCGAUCGAGUUCCCCGAACACACGGAGCACGGCGUCCGCGUGCCACCGAGCCUCGUCCGCACCUUGAAAAGGUGUCUCAGCCGCGACCAGACACAGCGGCCGUCCUGUGAAGAGCUGCUUUCUCCGACGGAUCCGUUCCUCUAUCCCAUGGAGCUAUCGAACGACAUCUUUGCUGCCGCCGAUCACGGCAAGGUCAUUCCCAUCACGCCCGAGCUGCUGCGGGAUGUGGUCUGGGAUGUUGCGCAACGCGUCCGCCGCGGCGAUGCGGUCGACAACGAAGUCUUACAGCUGUGGCCAACGGCGUAUUGGGCUAGUUGCAAAAAGUCGUUGGCCAUGCGCAAUGGGUUAAGCGGCGUUACACCUGCUGCCGGAGACCAGCAAUGA
Chaetomium globosum CBS 148.51 is the source of this 2223-nucleotide messenger RNA. RefSeq lists its product as uncharacterized. The record is from RefSeq and is a predicted model, not a curated record. Gene Ontology annotation, biological process: protein localization to kinetochore; peptidyl-serine phosphorylation; mitotic spindle assembly checkpoint signaling. The transcript is spliced from 4 exons. Gene Ontology annotation, cellular component: kinetochore; nucleus; spindle. Bases 1 to 2223 code for a protein of 740 amino acids. Gene Ontology annotation, molecular function: ATP binding; protein serine/threonine/tyrosine kinase activity; protein serine/threonine kinase activity. NCBI's taxonomy places the organism in Eukaryota, Fungi, Ascomycota, Sordariomycetes, Sordariales, Chaetomiaceae.